Capsicum annuum is the source of this 1845-nucleotide messenger RNA. RefSeq names its product pentatricopeptide repeat-containing protein At1g31920. Gene Ontology annotation, biological process: RNA modification. NCBI's taxonomy places the organism in Eukaryota, Viridiplantae, Streptophyta, Magnoliopsida, Solanales, Solanaceae. The coding region runs from base 1 to 1821 and encodes 606 amino acids. The record is from RefSeq and is a predicted model, not a curated record. Gene Ontology annotation, molecular function: protein binding; RNA binding; zinc ion binding. The transcript has a single exon.
AUGAUGGUUAGGACUUCAGUCCUUUAUCAGACUCCAUUCUUGAUACCUCAAGAAGAUCAUGCAAAAGCCAAAGAAUUCAACUUCAUCUUGAAGGAGCAAGAAUGGAUUUCUAUGAUCAAGAAAUGCAACAACAUGUUGGAGUUGAAGCAAGUUCAUGGCCAAAUCUUGAAACUUGGAUUCAUUUAUAACUCCUUCUGUGUAGGCAAUCUUUUAUCCACUUGUGCACUUUCAGAAUGGCGCAGCAUGGACUAUGCUUGUUCGAUUUUCGGGGAGAUCAUUGAUCCAGGUUCAUUUGAAUACAAUACUUUAAUAAGAGGAUAUGUCAAGGAUAUGAACUUGGAAGAAGCUCUACUUUGGUAUAUUCAUAUGAUUGAAGAUGGGGUUGAACCAGAUAACUUCUCAUAUCCUGCACUUCUUAAGGUAUGUGCUCGAUUCCGGGCACUCAAAGAAGGAAAGCAGAUUCAUGGGCAAGUUUUGAAGUUUGGACAUGAGGAUGACAUGUUUGUGCAGAACAGUUUGAUCAAUAUAUAUGGAAAGUGUGGAGAAAUUAGGCAAUCUUGCCUUGUCUUUGAGCAAAUGGAUCAAAGAAGUAUAGCUUCUUGGAGUGCACUUAUUGCAGGUCAUGCUAACUUGGGACUAUGGUCUGACUGCCUCAAAGUUUUUGGUGAAAUGAACACUGAGGGAUGUUGGAGGGCAGAGGAAAGUACACUGGUUAGUGUUAUUUCUGCUUGUGCUCAUUUGGAUGCCCUUGAUUUUGGGAAAGCCACACAUGGAUAUCUUUUAAGAAACAUGACUGGUCUCAAUGUUAUAGUAGAGACAUCCUUAAUAGACAUGUAUGUUAAAUGUGGAUGUCUAGAGAAAGGGUUAUUUCUCUUUCAAAGAAUGACAAACAAGAAUCAGAUGUCCUAUAGUACCAUAAUCUCGGGGCUGGCCAUGCACGGUCGUGGGGAGGAAGCACUAAGGAUCUACCACGAAAUGCUCAAGGAAAGAUUGGAACCUGAUGAUGUUGUUUAUGUAGGGGUUUUGAGUGCUUGUAGUCAUGCUGGAUUGGUUGAAGAAGGGCUAAAAUGUUUUGACAGGAUGAGACUGGAGCAUCGGAUAGAGCCAACGAUUCAGCAUUAUGGGUGUAUGGUUGAUCUCUUGGGACGAGCUGGGAGGCUCGAGGAAGCUUUGGAGCUCAUCAAAGGCAUGUCAAUGGAGCCAAACGACGUCUUAUGGAGAAGUCUGCUAAGUGCUUGCAGAGUUCAUCGGAACGUUGAGUUGGGAGAAGUAGCAGCCAAGAAUCUUUUCAAGUUGAAAUCAAGAAAUGCCAGUGACUAUGUCAUGCUCUGCAAUAUGUAUGCACAAGCUAAAAUGUGGGAAAAGAUGGCUGCAAUUCGGACAAAAAUGGUUAAUGAAGGGAUAAGUCAAGUACCUGGUUCUUGCUUGGUUGAAGCAAACAGAAAGGUCUACAAGUUUGUGUCACAAGAUAGGUCACAUACCUGCAGUGAUGUGGUGUAUGACAUGCUUCACCAAAUGGAAUGGCAACUGAAAUUUGAAGGGUAUUCUCCGGAUACAUCAUUGGCACUGUUUGAUGUAGACGAAGAAGAGAAGAGGCAAAGACUGAGCACUCAUUGUCAAAAGCUGGCUAUUGCAUUUGCACUUAUAAAAACAUCUCAAGGUUCUCCUAUAAGGAUAGUGAGAAAUGUCAGAAUGUGCAGGGAUUGUCAUACAUACACUAAACUAAUUUCCAUGAUUUACGAAAGAAAUAUCAUUGUUAGGGAUAGAAAUCGGUUCCACCAUUUCAAAGAUGGAACUUGCUCUUGUAAAGACUACUGGUGAAUACAUAUUCUUUUCCCCUUCAAA